GCGAGCGUCUUUCCGAUCAAGCUUUUGAAGACAUGAACUUCGUCCCUCGCGGCACACUGGCGAGGCUCCAGCCACUAUGCCAAGUUCGUAACGGGCUGCCCCAUUAUACGAGCCUUUCGCACGACCAAGAGCCCACGUUGUACUUGAUUUUGCGGGGCGCCAUCGCCCAGUUUGAGCAGAUAGGGGAGGACAUCACGGUCGCCAGAAGUGGCAAGCUUCACGCCGAGGUGAAGGGCUUCACUGGUAGAGGCAACAAGCGCUUGAGAGCUCGGUACCCACCGGGACAUAUCGUGGGAAAGACUUCCUUCUUUCUGCACGGUGAGGACGGUCUUGUAGAUCACAAGAUGCUGCCCAUGCUGCAGGUAUCAUCCCGCAUGUCCGGGUAUGCAGAGGUCUGGGAGCUACGCCGCUCUUCUUGGGAUAAAAUGCCCGAAGAUCUCAAGAGCAUCAUGGAGGGGCUUAUGUUGUUUCAGCUGGCGGAUGAUCGGCAGCACUCGCUUCUAAUUGAGUGA
Symbiodinium necroappetens is the source of this 512-nucleotide messenger RNA. The record is from the annotation of a GenBank genome assembly. Lineage: Eukaryota; Dinophyceae; Suessiales; Symbiodiniaceae.